AAACACACGGAAAAGCGCAGACCAUGCGGUAGCGUUAGUCAUAGGUCUGCUCACAGGUCUAGUGUUUUGGGUGAAUACGUGAGUAUUUGCAAUAAAAUGUCUUCAGUUAAGCCUCAGAUAGAGUUUAUCAACGAGCAGGUAACUCCUGUUGAAGAAACAUUCACAGAGUUUAAAGAAAUCAAAGUCAAGAUCGAGGAAGAGAUGGAGGAUCAGACAGAAAUCAACGUUAAGAUCGAGGAAGAGACGGACGAUCAGACAGAAAUCAACGUUAAGUCCGAGGAAGAGAUGGACAAUCAGACAGAAAUCAACGUUAAGUCCGAGGAAGAGAUGGACGAUCAGCGCAGACUGAUGGGUUGCACCCGGAUACGGAAAAUCAUCUUUCAACGUAUAGAUCUCCCACAAUGCUGUGUGUGGAAAGAGGAGGAGGUUCUCAAUGAAACAGAACCACAGAGGAACCAACUCAUCUCUCAUGGCUCUCCAGAAGCUGAGAACCAGGAUCAGGAAGGAAGCGAUUCUGAAGACCCAGGAAAAAAGAGAAAGGAAGAACAGAAACAAAAGGAGAAAUGUGAGAAAACCAAACAGUGGAAAGGCAGAAGUGACACCAAACCAAAAGACCACAAGAAAGCUCAACCAGGGAAAAAAUUAUAUUCUUGUAAAGUUUCUGAUAAAACAUUUUCUCAAAACAGUUGCUUGACGAAACACAUAACUCACACAGGAGUAAAACCUUUCACACAUCUCAAUGCUCAUAUGAAGGUUCACACAGGUGAGAAGCCUUUCUCCUGUGGGACCUGUGGAAAGAGUUUCUCUAGAAAAGGACAGUUCAUUGUUCACAUGAGAAUUCAUACAGGUGAGAAGCCUUUCUCCUGUGAAACCUGCGGAAAGAGUUUCUCUCAUAAAAGUACGUUAAUUAUUCACAUGAGAACUCAUACAGGUGAGAAACCAUUCUCCUGUGGGACCUGUGGAAAGAGUUUCUCUCGAAAAGACUAUCUAAAUGAUCAUAUGAUUGUUCAUACAGGUUGUGCCUGCCGGCGUUUGAAGCUCCAGGAACUAGCCAUCAGGACCCCGCUCUCGCCGUGCUGCCUGUUUUGA
Molecule: messenger RNA, 1089 nt
Organism: Poecilia latipinna (sailfin molly)
Lineage: Eukaryota; Metazoa; Chordata; Actinopteri; Cyprinodontiformes; Poeciliidae
Product: zinc finger protein 37 homolog
Exons: 5
Coding region: 97-1089 (330 amino acids)
Source: RefSeq, a predicted model, not a curated record